This is a messenger RNA of Naegleria lovaniensis, 1323 nucleotides long. RefSeq lists its product as uncharacterized. The record is from RefSeq and is a predicted model, not a curated record. The coding region runs from base 1 to 1323 and encodes 440 amino acids. The transcript has a single exon. Lineage: Eukaryota; Heterolobosea; Eutetramitea; Acrasida; Naegleriidae.
AUGGUGACCCGAGCAGAUAGACUCCGUAGGAAAAAGAAGAAUACCACCAAGGCUGUGGAUACCAUUGGUAAAUUGAGAAAACUGAAAAAACACUUUCCCGAGCUCACCCAACCGCUCAAGCCUAAACCAGGAUUUACCAAACAACCCGAAGAGAGUUUUUCAUCCAUUACCAAUGAAGAGGAAUUGAGAUUGGAGAGAGAAAUUACUGAAAAUCCACUCUCCUAUGAUGCUCGGUUGAAACUCAAGAGAGAAAUGAUGAAGAGAGAAUUCCGUGAUGAUUUGAGUAAAUUAAACAAAGAGGAUGAGGCUAAAUUUCAAUUAUCAUUCACUCCGAAAGCAACUACACCAAAGAAGAAGGAAUUUGAUGAAACAAAAGGAGAGUCAUCAUCAUCUGGAUCAUCAGAGACCAAGACCAUUCCAAAAAAGAAAGUGAAGAAACAUCUUCAAAAACCCAUUACUUUCACAACGAACAAUGCACUAAAGAGAUUGAACAGUGAGAGAAUGGCUUCGGAUUCAUUAACAGACUUUUGGGAAGGAACAGACAACACAAAACGAAGAAAAGCAUCGGAACCACCACAAGAAAUUGUACAAGAGGUGAAGAAGGCAUUCUAUAACCCAAUUUCUGGUCAAUCCUACAAUCCUUCACUCAACGAAUAUAAGAAGGCUCUUAAAAUGGCUUCGAAGGGAGAGUCAAAGCUUUUUAACCAAUUGGACAAUGUGUUGAACCAACUCACAAAUAGACAAGACGAUGUCACAUCAUCAAGUGCCACCUCCUCUCAAAGUGUGGAGACAUCUUCUUCAGAAGAGAAUGAAGAAAAGAGUACGGAGGAAAAAACAGAAAAACAAAAACCAAAAUUCUUGAGGAAAAAGAAAAUUCUCAGUCUCACCAAGAGAAAGGGAUUGAGACAACACAAGGGUGACCUUUUGCGAUCUCUUCUUAAAAAAAAGAGAGCUGUUGAGGAUACAAUUAACGUUGCCAAGUUGGGUAAGAGAUUGUUGAAACAUCGAGAGGAAUUUGAAAAUAUACUACCAAAACUCAGGGAGAAGAGACAAGAAUCCAAGCUGAAGAAACUUAAAAAGGACUCAGUUCAAUCAUCCAAUGAUGUCAUGAUUCACUCUGAGAAGGAUAUUGAUGAAGCUUUUAAGACAGAAAAAGUUGAGGAUACUACAACACUGUCAUCUGUUUCAUCCUUUAGAGAAAUGCAAAGUGGUAACUCGGCACAAUUAUGGACUUCCUUCACAAAACGUUUCCAUGACACAAAGACGGUACAUAACCGAUCGUACUCGAAAGGAAAUAGACAAGUUGGAGAAUAUAUUAUAUAA